This is a messenger RNA of Cariama cristata (Red-legged seriema), 1166 nucleotides long. RefSeq names its product NF-kappa-B inhibitor epsilon-like. The record is from RefSeq and is a predicted model, not a curated record. Gene Ontology annotation, molecular function: protein binding. The annotation marks the transcript as partial. Lineage: Eukaryota; Metazoa; Chordata; Aves; Cariamiformes; Cariamidae. The transcript has 5 exons.
GCUGGUUCACCUGGCCAUUAUCCACUGCGUCCCAGCUGUGGCACUCUGCUGCAUCGCUCAGCUGCCCCGGGAGGUGCUGGAGAUCCAAAAUGAUCUUUUCCAGACCCCGCUCCACCUCGCCGUGUACCUGGAGCAGCCCAGCGUGAUCCAGGCACUGAUCCACAAGGGAGUGAACCUGGAGCUGCAGGACCGCAAUGGCAACACCCCGCUGCACCUAGCCUGCGAGCAGCAGCACCUGCGGUGUGCCCAGCAGCUGCUGCAGGGCACAGCCCCGCCGGAGGGCACAGCCCAGCCCCAUGAGCACCACCAGGACCUGCAGCUCCAGAACUGGCAAGGCUUGGCCUGUCUGCACAUCAGCACCUUGAAGGGGAACAUCCCGAUGAUGUCUCUGCUGCUGGAGAGCGGCGCCAACAUUGAUGUUCAGGAGGGCACAAGCGGGAAGACCCCAUUGCACCUGGCCGUGGAGUGCCACAACCGCAGGGCUGUCCAGUUCCUGCUGCGCAAUGGGGCGUACGUGGAUGCCCAGAUGUACAACGGGUGCACCCCACUCCACCUGGCUGUGGGCCGCAAGGAUGCUGCCAUCGCUGCCAUCCUCUCACACUCCGGGGCUGACACCCUACUGAGGAACAUGGAGAACGAGACAGCCCAGGACCUGGCUGACGGCAACGAUGACCUCCUCGCCUUGCUGCCCUUCGAUGACCUGAAGAUCUCAGGGAAGCCUGUUGUGUGCUCUGAAUGAGCGGCUGGACUCCUUUGGCCCGUUGGGCUGCCUCCUCGCUCUGCACUGCUGCCCGCUGGGACCUUGCCUGCCUGCAGUUCAGUGGGAGCAGAGCCACUUUGGGACACUCAUAUUCCCCCCUCCGCUCCUCUUUGGAAAAGUUUUGUUGGCCUCAGGCUGCCUUCCCAGAGGGAAGAAGGUGGCACUAUGAGCACUACACACGGGAGGCUUUUCUUUUAGUAUUUGUGCCCAGCAGCAGGACUGAAUUUCCCCUCCCUGCUAUGGGUCUGACUUGUGGGGGUCUCCAGCUUACACAGAGAAGGAGCAGGAGAGGACUCCUUUUCACACUGUACGGUGGACAGAGCAUCCUCUGGAACUCCCACAUGCCAUCAGAAUAAGCGUGGGGUGAGGAGAGUUAACACUCACUCUAAUAAACAUUUGUUCUUGC